This is a messenger RNA of Solanum verrucosum, 1600 nucleotides long. RefSeq names its product solanidine UDP-glucose glucosyltransferase 1. Gene Ontology annotation, molecular function: UDP-glycosyltransferase activity. The transcript has a single exon. The coding region runs from base 35 to 1501 and encodes 488 amino acids. NCBI's taxonomy places the organism in Eukaryota, Viridiplantae, Streptophyta, Magnoliopsida, Solanales, Solanaceae. The record is from RefSeq and is a predicted model, not a curated record.
GUUGUGAAACAACCACUGUUCUUGGGUAGUAAAAAUGGCAGCAACCUGCAACAAUGGCGAAAUCCUCCAUGUUCUUUUCCUUCCCUUCUUAUCCGCUGGUCAUUUCAUCCCAUUAGUUAACGCCGCAAGGCUAUUCGCCUCCCGCGGUGUUAAAGCCACAAUCCUCACUACCCCUCAUAAUGCCUUACUUUUCAGAUCUACUAUUGACGAUGAUGUUCGAAUUUCCGGAUUUCCCAUUUCUAUCGUAACUAUUAAAUUCCCCUCUGCUGAAGUUGGGUUGCCUGAAGGAAUUGAGAGCUUUAACUCUGCCACUUCACCAGAAAUGCCCCAUAAAAUUUUUUAUGCUCUUUCUCUUCUACAAAAGCCAAUGGAAGAUAAAAUUCGUGAACUCCGUCCCGAUUGCAUUUUUUCUGAUAUGUACUUCCCUUGGACAGUAGAUAUUGCCGAUGAGCUGCACAUCCCUCGUAUUUUGUACAAUUUGUCUGCUUACAUGUGCUACAGCAUUAUGCACAACCUUAAGGUUUACAGACCUCACAAGCAGCCUAAUCUAGACGAAUCUCAAAGUUUCGUGGUUCCUGGUUUACCUGAUGAGAUAAAGUUCAAGUUAUCCCAACUGACAGAUGAUCUGAGAAAGCCGGAUGACCAAAAGACUGGUUUUGACGAAUUGCUCGAACAAGUUGGAGAUUCGGAGGAGCGAAGCUAUGGCAUUGUUCAUGAUACAUUUUAUGAGCUAGAACCUGCAUAUGUCGACUACUACCAGAAAUUAAAGAAACCAAAAUGUUGGCAUUUUGGUCCGCUCUCUCAUUUUGCAUCCAAAAUCCGUAGUAAGGAACUAAUUUCUGAGCAUAACAACAAUGAGAUUGUUAUAGAUUGGUUGAAUGCACAGAAACCUAAAUCGGUUCUCUAUGUAUCUUUCGGAAGCAUGGCUAGAUUUCCUGAGAGCCAACUGAAUGAAAUAGCCCAAGCUCUGGAUGCUUCAAAUGUUCCUUUCAUUUUUGUAUUGAGGCCUAAUGAAAAAACAACGUCGUGGUUGCCAGUUGGUAAUUUAGAGGACAAGACUAAAAAGGGUUUGUACAUCAAAGGGUGGGUCCCACAGCUUACGAUCAUGGAACAUUCAGCAACAGGCGGGUUCAUGACUCAUUGUGGUACUAAUUCGGUUCUGGAAGCCAUCACUUUUGGCGUGCCAAUGAUAACAUGGCCACUUUAUGCUGAUCAAUUCUACAACGAGAAGGUAGUCGAGGUUAGGGGAUUGGGAAUCAAAAUCGGGAUAGAUGUAUGGAAUGAAGGAAUUGAGAUCACGGGCCCUGUAAUAGAAAGCGCCAAGAUUAGAGAAGCAAUUGAGAGACUAAUGAUCAGUAAUGGUUCUGAGGAAAUUAUGAAUAUUAGGGAUAGAGUAAUGGCUAUGAGCAAAAUGGCUCAGAAUGCAACAAAUGAAGGUGGAUCUUCGUGGAACAAUCUCACUGCUCUCAUUCAACAUAUCAAGAAUUUUAAUCUUAAUUAGUUGGAAGACAGAAAUAAGUCCUUGCAUUGUAACUUUGUGUGUGUGUGUUUUUUUCCCACUUAAUAAAAUGAAGGAAUGGAUGGAUGGAUCUUAACUUUA